AUGAGCAAGUCACAAACACCUUUUGUUGCUGCUCCAACAGUGGUCAAAUCCCCUGCUAAUAUCAAUGACUCGGGCUCCAACCCAAACAUAGAUUCUAACAACUUAUUAAAAGCGCCAUCUCCAUCACCAUUUGAAAAGAAGAAAUAUGAAGAAUCUUCCGAUUUUAUAAAUUUAAGUGAGCCCCCAAAAGCUUUAGAAUCUCCAUCUGCAUCUUCUUAUAAUCUAAGUGGCCGUGGCGCUAAUAACAAUGAUACUGCCUCUCCCACUACACAUCUUUUUAAAAGUACAAAAUUUAACGAUUAUUUGAAUGAUGUGAAAGAGUGGGUUCAUCACCAACAUCGAGUCUCGAGCCCUACCGAUAAUGAUUAUAACAGCGGCGAAGCCAGUUACAAUAAUAAUAGUCAUAAUGAAAAUAGCAGUAACGACAAAAAUCAUCUUAACAGUGAGGGUGCUGAUGAAAGUAACCGCAAUCAUGUGCCAUCUGAUAAGAUAGAAUUUAAACAACAGUAUCAAGAUGAUAAAAAUGUUGAACAAAAAGAGGGGACUACAAAGGAAAAUGGAAGCAAUACCAACCAUCAUAAUAAUGACGGUAACAAUGGUACACCCGCUAGUUCUCAAUUGCCUAGAAGACUUUCCCUAGAUAGAAGAAGGUCUUCAUGUAGCCAGUUUGAAGAUUAUAAAAAAGAGGUGUAUUCCAAGCUUCAUUUGUUUGAAAAAUGA
This is a messenger RNA of Saccharomycodes ludwigii, 720 nucleotides long. It is a transcript of the gene IGD1, whose product is annotated as Igd1p. The coding region runs from base 1 to 720 and encodes 239 amino acids. The record is from RefSeq and is a predicted model, not a curated record. NCBI's taxonomy places the organism in Eukaryota, Fungi, Ascomycota, Saccharomycetes, Saccharomycodales, Saccharomycodaceae. The transcript has a single exon.